Molecule: messenger RNA, 4007 nt
Organism: Perca fluviatilis (European perch)
Lineage: Eukaryota; Metazoa; Chordata; Actinopteri; Perciformes; Percidae
Gene: umodl1
Product: uromodulin-like 1
Exons: 18
Coding region: 1-3672 (1223 amino acids)
Cellular component (GO): cell surface; extracellular region
Molecular function (GO): calcium ion binding; peptidase inhibitor activity; protein binding
Source: RefSeq, a predicted model, not a curated record
AUGAGUUGGAUGCUCUCCAUCUGGGUGGCGACGGCCCUGCUGGCUCUGUGUGGGGGACAAGACGCUCUGCAUGAAGGAAAUAGCUUGUCUGCGUCUGGCUAUCAUCUGUGUAUUCACAAUGAGACUAGGAAUGUGAGUUUCCUGGUGAUGCAUACGGUCCCCUAUACUGUGACAAAGCCUUGUGGCGGCUGGCUCCUCUGGAAGACAUGUACAGUCACACUUUACAGGAUGACCUAUCAGACCGAGUACAAGACAAUGAUGGAGCAGGUGACCGGAUGCUGCACAGGAUACGUGCAAGUCGGCCAUUACUGUGCCCUGCCUGUAAGCAGGAGUGUUGAGUUCACUGCCAAGCCCGGAUCCUGUCCAUCUGCAGAUGGAUUGUGUCCCAGAUCUGAGGACUGUGAGUGGGACAUGGACUGCCCAGGCUGGCAGAAAUGCUGCCAGAGAUCGGGUCGCUCUCUCUGCUGUGAUCCUGCAAGCUCAACAAGUUAUUCUGAGAAUGGAGGAUACCGUUUUAAUGCAACAGUGACAGUGAAGACAGAUUACGACGAACUGAUGUCCAAUGAUAGAGGACAUCUGGAUCACACACGAUUGCUACAAGCAAUGGUGACUGGAGCUCUGCAGUCUGAUGUUUCAGUUUAUUACCUCAGCUCACAGCCUGUGCAUCCCUACAGAACUGCCACUUCACUACUGAUUGACUGCAACGUUACUCUUUCACUGUACAAUGUCACGUCAAAGCUGCAUCGUCUCCUCAAACACAUACUGGAGGUGUCCUCUGUAACCGUGGAAGAUGUGGAUGAGUGUGAACAGUCUGCUCUCCGUCAGUGCUCCCCUGAGGCCCACUGUAACAACACAGUGGGCUCCUACCAUUGUGCCUGCCACCAAGGAUAUAUUGAUGUUGACCCCAACAACCCUGGAGCCCAUUGCACAGCUGACGUCAGGAUGGCGACCACCCCAGAGCCCUUGCUUACCUACCUUCCACCCACGAACACAAGCUACACCACAGCUUUCAACAGCACACAGGACCCACUGGGCAACCGCACCAUGGGUGUCUUCAACUCCACUGGGACCAGCGUGACUACAGCUCUGAGUAAUACCAGCCCCGUCCCUUAUAAUUCAUCAGCUGCUGCGCAGUGGACAGGUGCUGCACCACAUAGCAGCAUGAGCACAACUGUAGAGUCACCUCUGCCGACAACCACAUGCUCUCCUCCCAGCAUCACCAGCGUAUGGUCGGCUAACGUGACUGGAACCUCCUUCUGUGUCUACUGGUCCAGCCAGUUUCAGACACACCAGACUUACCAGGUUGUUCUAAGCAAGAGGUCAGAGGUCAUUCAUUCUUGGGAAACCAAUCAGACCAUGACGGAGCUGAGGGGACUUCAGCCUGGGGUGCUCUACAAUGUUACUGUCACCCCUCAGUCCUGCGAAAGCCAAGGAGUCGCACUUCGUAUAACGGUCAAGACUGAUGCUCAGACUCUUGAUGCCACAGCGCGACUUACCAACAUCCAGUUCACUGCUGAUCUGCAGAACACCAGCAGCCAGGCCUACGGAAUCCUCACUAAGGGUAUUAAAGAGGAGAUCUACCAGUCUCUGUCUCCCGAGAUGAAGGCCAUGGUGAAUUCAGGCCAGGUGAGAAUCGAGAUCACAAGUUUUUCCCCGGGAAGUGUGGUGGUCAACUUCACCAUCAUCUUUGCCCCCAGUCAAAGCCAAGACAUCAGUAAUGUGUCGACAGCUCUGCUGCAUUCCCUGAUUAACAGCACCAUAUACACUGUGGAUGAAAACAACACCAGAACAAAUGAUUUUGAUGAAUGUGCUUCAGGGGACAAUGACUGUUCCCAGUGGGCAACAUGUUCAAACAUCUGGGGCUCCUACUCAUGUGUUUGCCUGGAGCGAUAUAUAGACAACAACCCAGUAAGGCCUGGACGAGACUGUCAAGAAAUUGCGUCAACCUCUACUGCCCCAACAACCACCACUACUCUUCCUGCAACUUCUUUUACUGCCCCAACUCCCACCACUACUGCCCAAACAACCACCACUAGUCUUUCUGCAACUUCUUCUACUGCCCCAACAACCACCAAUACUGCCCCAACAACCACCACUGCUACUCAUACAGCUUCUUCUACUGCCCCAACAACCACCGAUACUGCCCCAACAACCACCACUGCUACUCAUACAGCUUCUUCUACUGCCCCAACAACCACCGAUACUGCCCCAACAACCACCACUGCUACUCAUACAGCUUCUUCUAGCCCCACUUCUUCUACUGCCCCAACAACCACCGAUACUGCCCCAACAACCACCACUGCUACUCAUACAGCUUCUUCUACUGCCCCAACAACCACCGAUACUGCCCCAACAACCACCACUGCUACUCAUACAGCUUCUUCUACUGCCCCAACAACCACCGAUACUGCCCCAACAACCACCACUGCUACUCAUACAGCUUCUUCUACUGCCCCAACAACCACCGAUACUGCCCCAACAACCACCACUGCUACUCCUUUAACUUCUUUUACUGCCCCAACAACCACUGCCCCUACAACCAUCACUACUGCAAUGAUAUCCAUGACUACUACCCCUACAACCACCGCUACCGUCCCCACUACCAACAUGACAGCUCCUGCAACUAUCGUUAUUGCCCUGAGAACUGCCACCAAUGCCAUCUCUGUACAGUGCAGGGUUGCUGCCAUCACUGUGACAGUUGCCAGGGAUUUUCUUCUGAGUAACAAAAUCAGGGUAGACACCGUGUACUUGGGGUUGCCGGAAUGUGGCGUCAAUGGAGGCAAUGCUACCCAUGCCCAGCUGACCGUGGCCUGGGAUGAGUGCCUCACUAGGGUUGUGCAAAAUGAAACCUACUGCACAGCAUCUGUAACUCUGUUCAACACCAUGGAAAUGUACACGUGGUCACCCAAUGGGACAGGGGAGGUACCCAGAAUACGGUUGGAGGUUCCCAUCAUGUGUACCUACAUGAAGAACAUGCUUAUCUCUGUUGACUCCGGCUCCAUGGGGUAUGAUAUGAUCAAAGAUGUUAUCACGGGCUCGGGGUCAUUCCAGGUGACAGUGCAGCUGAUGAAUGGUACAAUGCCUCUACCCCACAACUCCAGCGUGUCCUCGGAGGAGGCUGUGGUGUUGGAGGUCAGCAUCAAACCCUCCUCAGAGCAGAUUAAAGUAGUCAUCAACAAAUGCUGGGCCACUCCCACCCGAAACCCUGCAGACCUCGACAGCCACACCUUCCUGGCAAACAGCUGUUCCCUGAACACAUACACCAAAGUGUUGAUGAACGGGAACUCCAGCACAUCACGCUUGUCCGUACAGAUAUUCCGCAUAGUCAACCUGAAUGUGAUCUAUCUGCACUGCCAGGUCCAGAUCUGUGUGCUGAUUGAAGCGCAUACCUGUGUGCCUGACUGUCUACAAAGAGCAGCUCGCUCUUCAAACAUAAUCGGAAGAGCUUUGGGUUCCUCCGGGCCUCUGCUGAGGUCAGGCGAAGAGGCCUUGGAGGAACACUAUACCACUCUUAACAUAGUUGGACUCUCCUGCCUGGGAGUUGGCCUGUCGCUCUUCUUCAUCAUUGGUUUCAUCUGCCUUUUCUUCUACCAGAGGAACCGCAUUGGACAUUACAACUUCAGCACCAAACCCAAGAAGGAGAACUUCUCCUACCUUGUCUUUAACACCUAGGGGUGCAGAAGCACCCACAACUAAAGUCACAGAAUUGGAAAUAUUGGAUAAAUUCUUGUAGCAGCAGGCACAUUUGGUCGGCUAUUACUGCCACUGAGCGGCACUGUUGCACCAUUCACAUAUUAUUUCUCACCAAACAUUAAACAAUAAAUAAAGUACAGAUUAUUUAUAUUUAUAUGAAACACCCCCCAACACGUAUUCAACCCUUGUGUUGUCCUUGGGUAAAAUUUGACUUGUUUUCAAUGUUUCUAAUAUCAGAAAUAUGGGUUUCUUUGAACCAAUAACAUGGAUGUAGGUUGUAUGGAAUCUAUACAACAUUUAAACAAAAAUAGUGA